AUUUCGGUUUGGUUACUGAGUUUUGGUUCUUGUUUGUAGCUUGGAGAUUCGAACCGAAAUCGUCACCAUCGAAAGGAUUGAUUUUCAAAAGCGAACGCCAGAGAAAGAGAGUGAGAGAGAGCGUUUUAGAUUGUCAGCUUUUAAAAACAGCAACGAAACUUCUACUUCUUCGUUACAGUCCGUUUCUUGUCUCUUUGCUUUGCUGCAACUUUUGCUUUCGUCGUUGAUUCUCUCCUUUUUCUUGAAAGAUGAGUUGAUUCAUGUACGAUAGAAAAACUGGUGGAUUUUGUUGAUCUCUUGAAACUUUUUUGUUUUUGUGAUAUCAAAGGAAGAAGAGUUUCGAAAGUGUUGUCAUCAGAAUCUUAUAGUAAGAUGUAAUCUGUCCUCGAAUGAGAACCUUGGAGUUGACAUAAUUUAUCUUGUAAGAAACUGUAACCUUUUGGGGCAUUAUGCAUGUCUGGUCCUGUGGCCACUGUUGAAAACGUGGAAGGAGCACUUUCUUGUGCAGAAAGAACAAAAUCUCUUGAUGCAAUUACUGACAUAGAAAACGGUUCUAUACUAACUAAUGGUGAUGCUGUCCAUAGUUCUGAGACUGCUGGAUUUAGAGUUGGGGAACUCUUGCUUCCCAAUGGGGACUCUUAUUCUGGGUCAUUGCUUGGCAAUGUACCAGAAGGUCGAGGAAAGUAUGUUUGGCAAGGUGGUUGUGUGUAUGAGGGAGAGUGGAGCUGUGGGAUGAGGCAUGGGACUGGCAAAAUACAAUGGCCUACUGGAACUGUUUAUGAUGGUGAAUUCUCAGGUGGUUAUAUGCAUGGUACAGGGACAUAUAUUGGCUCUAACAAAUUGACUUAUAAGGGGAGAUGGAAGUUGAAUCUCAAACAUGGUUUAGGAUAUCAAGUUUAUCCUAAUGGAGAUGUGUUUGAAGCCUCUUGGAUCCAGGGAACAACAGAAGGUCCUGGAAAAUAUACUUGGGCCAAUGGAAAUGUUUAUCUAGGGAAUAUGAAAGGUGGGAAAAUGUCAGGCAAAGGGACUCUCACUUGGACAAAUGGAGACACCUUUGAAGGAAGCUGGUUAAAUGGAAUGAUGCAUGGAUUUGGAGUGUAUACUUGGAGUGAUGGUGGUUUCUAUGUAGGAACUUGGACACGGGGUUUGAAAGAUGGAAAAGGAUCAUUUUAUCCAAAGAGCAGCCGGCUUCCUGCCCUUCAAGUAGUUUACCUCAAUGCUCUCAGAAAAAGAGGAUUGUUACCAGAUUUGAGAAAGCAGGUCCAUGCACAUAUCCACCAUGCUUCUUCUAUAGACAUGGGAAGCAUCAAGGUUGGUGGCAACCGGGUAUCCCAUCGUAAUUCCAAUAAGCUCUCAGAAGGAAACUUAUUAAAUCUUGAGCAGUCUCGCAACAGAAAUGUUUCCCUGGAAAGACGUUGGAGUCUAGAGGUAUCUAUAGAAAAAGUGAUUGGGCACGAUUCAUCAUUCGAGUUAUCUGAUUCUUUUACAGAAGGGGGAGAAAAGGGGAGCGAAACAAAUGCACCAAUCUUAGAACGUGAAUACAUGCAAGGAGUCUUAAUUAGUGAGCUUGUAUUAAAUAAUAGUUUUUCACCAUCAUCCAGAAGAGCAAAACGGAGACAAAAAAAGUUAGCAAAAGAUAUUAAGAGGCCUGGUGAAACAAUCAUUAAAGGCCAUAGAAGUUAUGAUUUAAUGCUCAGUUUGCAGCUUGGAAUCAGAUACACUGUGGGGAAAAUUACACCUGUACAGAGAAGAGAAGUUAGAGCAUCAGACUUUGGCCCCCGAGCAAGCUUUUGGAUGAACUUUCCUAAAGAAGGGUCACAAUUGACACCACCCCAUCAAUCAGAAGAUUUUAAGUGGAAAGAUUACUGCCCAAUGGUUUUCAGAAAUUUAAGGGAGAUGUUCAAAAUUGAUGCUGCUGACUACAUGAUGUCCAUUUGCGGAAAUGAUGCUCUCAGAGAACUUUCUUCUCCUGGGAAAAGUGGUAGUAUCUUUUUUCUGUCUCAAGAUGACCGUUUCAUGAUUAAGACACUCCGGAAAUCCGAAGUAAAGGUUCUUCUAAGAAUGCUUCCGAACUAUCAUCAUCAUGUGAGGUCAUAUGAGAACACACUCAUAACAAAAUUCUUUGGUCUUCACAGAAUCAAACCAUCAAGUGGUCAAAAGUUUCGCUUUGUAGUGAUGGGAAAUAUGUUCUGCACUGAGUUAAGGAUUCAUAGAAGAUUUGACUUGAAAGGAUCAUCCCUAGGGCGUUCCGCGGACAAUGUUGAAAUUGAUGAGAACACAACACUUAAAGAUUUGGAUCUCAACUACUGCUUUUAUUUGGAACCUUCUUGGCAAGAGGCUUUAUUAAGGCAAAUAGAGAUUGACAGUAAAUUUUUGGAAGCACAACGCAUUAUGGACUAUAGCCUUUUGCUUGGUGUGCAUUACCGAGCACCUCAGCAUUUGAGGUCUCUCAUGUCCUACAACACAGCAGAUGGAUUGGGAAGUGUUGCAGAGGAAGAAGAGGAUGAAAUCUCCAACUACCCACAAGGCCUUGUAUUGGUCCCCCGUGGGACAGAUGACAAUAGUGUUGUUGCGGGUUCUCAUAUACGGGGUAGACGUUUGCGAGCAUCAGCUGCAGGUGACGAGGAAGUAGAUCUCCUUCUCCCUGGUACAGCAAGACUCCAAAUCCAGCUAGGUGUGAACAUGCCAGCAAGGGCUGAGCAGAUUCCAGGAAAAGAAGAAAACACAUUCCAUGAAGCAUAUGACGUUGUUCUGUAUCUUGGUAUCAUCGACAUUUUGCAAGAAUAUAACAUGACUAAGAAGAUUGAACAUGCCUAUAAAUCUCUUCAGUUUGAUUCUGUAUCCAUAUCUGCUGUGGACCCCACAUUUUAUUCGCAACGCUUCUUGAACUUUAUUCAGAAGGUAUUUCCCCCAAAUUCCACUGAGAAUUGACUUGAGCUUUGGGUCCCUAUUGUGCCCCUCUUGUGAGUUCUCGAAAGAUGGCAAAUGUUCCCAAUGCUGUGAGUGGGAAUGCUGAAAUACUUGUUGGAGAUGGUGAUGUCCAGUGAUGUAAAGUACUUGUAAAGAUGUGCUUGUAGGGGCCGAUUUUAAUCUUCGUGUAUUAUAGUGAGUUAUAGUUCCCUGCUAUUGUUUUCUUCUGUUUUAUGACACCAUCGGAGCAUAUGUUGCCGGUUCCUGUUCUGUUUCUGUUCUCUUCUUUGCACCUUAAAUAAGUUUCUUUUUCUUCUUUU
This is a messenger RNA of Theobroma cacao (cacao), 3230 nucleotides long. It is a transcript of the gene PIP5K9, whose product is annotated as phosphatidyl inositol monophosphate 5 kinase. Gene Ontology annotation, cellular component: plasma membrane. Gene Ontology annotation, biological process: phosphatidylinositol phosphate biosynthetic process. Gene Ontology annotation, molecular function: ATP binding; 1-phosphatidylinositol-4-phosphate 5-kinase activity. The record is from RefSeq and is a predicted model, not a curated record. NCBI's taxonomy places the organism in Eukaryota, Viridiplantae, Streptophyta, Magnoliopsida, Malvales, Malvaceae.